GUGGAUGGGACGAAGGCGAGAGACGUCGCAGGCGUAGACGUCUUGGAGGCGGGGGAAAGAUAGGAGACUGGAGAGCAUGCGGAGUCCGUGGGCGGUUCACAAGUGCUCGGGUGCAAUCUACAUUACUAUUGGAGCAGUCACGCAGGACACCAACGGCGGGAGGGAUGGAUACGUUCCCGCCCAGCGGUAUGGAGGAGGAGGAUAUGUGCGCCCUAUCCGCUCGUGCAAAGCGCAAACCCGCAGUGCACACAGGACUCAGAGGAAACGGAAAGGGGCAUGGAAGGGGAAGACGGCGUCUGGUAGAUUAGAUACUCACGGAAACAAAAGGUCUAUCUCGUCGACGUGUCCAAUUCGACCGCGCUAGGACUUGCGACGAGUUCCGGAGCCACGUCGAAAAUGGCAGCAGUGGUGGAUUGUUACUAUAUAGGGAGCAGCCGGGUAAGCCAUUGACCUGGCUCUGAUGUUGUGGGUGGAGGUCCUUGGCGGUGUCGAGCUGGGCCGCCGCCGAGCAUACAUACAACAGACGUAUCGCAGUACAUCGCCAGCGAACGGCAUGGAACCGCGUCUGUUUCGCAUCGCAGCGGCGAGAGGACAUAUGCCGUCCAGGUAUGCAUGCCGCCCUCAUCAACGCCGGGUCCCUCUCUUGUACUCGAGUUGAUGAUGAGGUGG
Messenger RNA from Gloeophyllum trabeum ATCC 11539, 669 nucleotides. RefSeq lists its product as uncharacterized. The record is from RefSeq and is a predicted model, not a curated record. The transcript has a single exon. The coding region runs from base 77 to 364 and encodes 95 amino acids. Lineage: Eukaryota; Fungi; Basidiomycota; Agaricomycetes; Gloeophyllales; Gloeophyllaceae.